UUUAUGGCCUCGAUUGCUAUUUACCUUUUCAAUUAGGAUUCCACUGAGAGCUUCUGGAACUAGUUAGUACCAGGUCCUCACCAUCAUAACAAAUAAUGAAUUAGUAUUUUCCCUUUUCAGGGGCUGUUCCCCGAGCCUGGCUCUAACUGAAUAGGCCAGAACUUAGCGGUCGCAGGAUCUGACCCUCUGCGGCAGAACCGCGCAAUCGGCGCAGGUGAGGGAGCCGGCAGAGCCAGAAUCCUAUUCCAUCCUCUCCGCUGCUCCGCCGGCGCUUCGCGGCGCGUGCGGGCGGCAGUGCUCGGCCUCUAGGACUACUUUUGGCCCUCGGCAGCCGCCGUCCGCAGCGCCCAGCUGAGCCCACAGGCCCUCGGAGGAGACCUGCCGUGGCUGCGCCGCGCUGCCGUGACCCGGGCUCUCCGCGCAGGACGGACCAUGAAGCUAAAGGAGCUUGAACGGCCUGCUGUCCAAGUGUGGAGCCCAGCCAGCCAGUGCCCUGUGUAUCUCGCCACAGGUGCUGUGAUCAUAAUGACGUUCCUGUGACAUCUACCACCCCCAUGGCUGGCCGGCUACAGCCAUAGAGCAGAUCCAGUGGGCUAGUCACAUGGGAGAGACACAAGGUGGAGUGAUCCUUGGGUCCCUUCUCACUUACAGCUUGAGAGGGAAGAGAGGACAACAGUUGUUGGUGUAGGGAACCUGCUUCUAGUCAGGUUUUACAAGCUGAUCUGGGGGAGCUUUGGCAAUGGGCUUCUGGAAGCCUCCGGGGUUAUUGCAGGCGGAGGGAACAAUGGCAUGCUUACUCUGUACAAUGUGACCCACAUCCUGUCUUCGGGGAAGGAGCCUGUGAUUGCCCAGAGGCAGAAGCACACGGGGGCUGUCAGAGCCCUUGACUUUAAUCCUUUCCAGGGCCACCUCCUGGCCACAGGGGCCAGUGAUUCUGAAAUCUUCAUUUGGGAUUUGAAUAACCUAAAUGUGCCAAUGACCCCAGGAUCCAAGUCACAGUAUCGUGAGCAGCCUCCAGAAGACAUCAAAGCACUCGCUUGGAACCGGCAGGUUCAACACAUUCUGGCUUCUGCUCACCCCAGCGGCAAGGCAGUUGUGUGGGAUCUCAGAAAGAAUGAACCUAUCAUCAAAGUCAGCGAUCAUAGCAACAGGAUGCACAGCUCAGGCUUGGCCUGGCACCCAGAGAUAGCCACCCAAUUGGUGCUCUGCUCAGAAGAUGAUCAUCUUCCAGUGAUUCAGCUGUGGGAUUUGCGCUUUGCCUCCUCUCCCCUGAAGGUGCUGGAGAGCCACAGCAGGGGGAUCUUGUCAGUGUCGUGGAGCCAGGCUGACCCUGAGCUGCUGCUCAGUAGUGCCAAGGACAACCAGAUCUUGUGCUGGAACCUGGGGAGUGGUGAGGUAGUAUAUAAGCUACCCACACAGAGUAGCUGGUGCUUUGAUGUGCAGUGGUGCCCUCGGGACCCUCCAGUGUUCUCUGCUGCCUCCUUUGACGGCUGGAUCAGUUUGUACUCCGUGAUGGGUAGGAGCUGGGAAGUCCAGCAGAUCAGACAGGCUGACAAGAUCUCUUCUUCCUUCAGCAAAGGCCAGCCUCUCCCACCAUUGCAGGUGCCAGAGCAAGUGGCCCAAGCAUCAUUGAUACCUCCUCUAAAAAAACCCCCCAAAUGGAUGAGAAGGCCAGCAGGUGUUUCAUUUGCUUUUGGGGGAAAGCUGGUUACCUUUGGCCUCCCCAGCACCCCUGCCCAUCAGGUGCCACAGCUUUGCCUCCGCCUAGUCUUCGUCAGUCAAGUCACCACAGAAUCUGAAUUUCUGAGGCGGUCAGCUGAGCUGCAGGAGUCCCUGGGGUCAGGAAAUCUCCUGAAUUAUUGUCAGAACAAGAUCGAACUAACGUCACUACAAAGUGAAAAGAUGCUCUGGCAGUUCCUGAAGGUGACCUUAGAACAAGACUCCAGAGUGAAAUUUCUAAAACUAUUAGGAUACAGUAAAGAUGAACUUCAGAAGAAGGUGGCCACGUGGCUGAAGAGUGACUUGGGGCUGGGUGAGAGCCCUCAGUCCGAGGGAGAUGAUCACAGUAACAGACAGCAGGUCUUCUGCAGCCAGGCCUCAAAACACAUCACAGAGGAAGCUUCUGCCUCCUCAACCUUCUUUGAUGAGCUGGUCCCUCAGAGUAUGACUCCAUGGGAGAUCCCCAUCACAGAAGACACUGAUGGACUCCUGAGCCAGGCUCUCCUGCUUGGAGAACUGGGCCCUGCUGUGGAGCUGUGUCUAAAGGAAGAGCGCUUUGCUGAUGCCAUCAUCCUGGCCCAGGCUGGGGGUGCAGAUCUGCUAAAGCAAACACAGGAGUGCUACUGGGCCAAGAAGAAAAGCAGAAUCUCCUCGCUUCUAGCCUGUGUUGUACGGAAGAAUUGGAAGGAUAUGGUGUGUACCUGUAGCCUGCAGAACUGGAGAGAGGCACUGGCCUUGCUACUGACAUACUCAGGGCCAGAGAAAUUCCCUGAGCUCUGUGACAUGCUGGGUAUGCGCAUGGAACAGGAGGGUGGCAGAGCACUGACCUCUGAAGCCAGACUCUGUUAUGUGUGCUCAGGGAAUGUGGAGCAGCUGGUGGAGUGUUGGGCAAAAUGCCACCAGGCUUCAUCCCCCCUGGCUCUACAGGACCUGAUGGAGAAGGUGAUGGUCCUGAAUAGGAGCUUGGAGCUAUUGCGGGGUCCUGAUGGGGUGAGCUCAGGCCCUGCCACAACCUACAGGGUCACUCAGUAUGCCAACCUCCUGGCAUCCCAGGGCAGCCUGGCCACUGCCAUGAGCUACCUACCCAGGGACUGUACUCAGCCACCAAUUCAGCAGCUGAGAGAUCGGCUUUUUCAUGCCCAGGGGCCUGGUGUCAUGGGCCAACAGUGUCCUCCUUUUCCCUUCCCCCGGGUUGUUGUGGGGGCUACCCCCCACUCUAAAGAAGCAUCAUCUUACAGAUUGGGAUUCCAGUUUUCUCAGCAGGUUCCAACUCCAUCUCUAAGGCCAAGGAUUUUCACACCUCUAGUGACACCCUUGACACCUUCCCAUUCUAGCCCUUAUCAAAGCUCCAGAAUGCAUAAUAUAAGUGACUACGGGUCACCUGGGCCCCAGGCAGCCCAGCCUUUGCCCUUGGGCCCUGGGGUAAGGCCUGCUUUAUUUGAGCCACCACUGUUAAGAGAGCAAAAGGCACAAGUUCCUAACCCCACGGGGUUCCCUGGAACAUGGCCUCCUCCUGGUCCACCUCCACCCAUGGCACCCCCAGACACCAUACAGCCUGGCUCUGCCUCCCUGGCUGAGACUGCUCAACAGCUCCCUCUGCUUCCUGUGAGACUCCCAGGUCUCAGCCCUAUGAGCUUCCAGUCCCCAGCCCCUCCUGUCAGCUUCCCUGUGACACACCCUCCAGGAGGGCCUGGUGCUCCAUGCUCUAAUGCCCUCCCAACCACUGGCCUCUCGACUGUUCCCCCAGGACCUCAAGAUUCCUUGAAAAAUGCCCCAGUGCCCAGGACAAACCUUCAGAGGAAAAAGUUGCCAGAGACAUUUAUGCCCCCAGCACCGAUUACCACUCCAGUUAUGAGCCUCACCUCUGAGCCACGAGGGGUCCUUUACUCCCAGCCUUCUGUCCCUGGUGUGGGCCAUGCUCCCCCAGGAGCACCAGGAGAACUCAGCCUGCAGCAGCUUCAGCAGCGGCCACCUGAGAAGGUGGAAAGGAAGGAGCUGCCCCCAGAGCAUCGGUCCUUGAAGAUUAGCUUUGACAAGCUUCUACGACGCUGCUCCCUGUCUGCCGCUGAUUUAAAGACAAAACGGAAGCUGGAUGAGGCAGCCCAACGUCUAGAAUGUCUAUAUGAGAAGCUCUGCCAGGGGACACUCUCGCCUCAUGUCCUGGCUGGGCUCCAUGAGGUUGCCCGAUGUGUGGACGCAGGAAGCUUUGAGCAGGGCCUUGCAGUGCAUGCCCAGGUGGUGGGCUGCAGCAGCUUCAGCGAGGUCUCCAGCUUCAUGCCUGUCCUGAAGGCCGUCCUCACCAUUGCUCAUAAGCUGCACACGUAAACCAGGCAGCCUCUCUUGCCAGGAGGCUACUUCUGCUGUUACUUACCUCCUCCCUGUGGAAAAGGGGGAAUUUCGGAAGAGAUUCUGUUUGUUUUUCCCUACCCUCUUCCCUUGCUGCCAGGUAUAUGAUGCUGUGAGCUUGCCUCUAAAGUUGGCAGGGUGCUUUUCACCCUUUUAUGCCUGGCCUUGUAGAAUCCACCCAAGGCUCUCGCAGCAUCAGAGGCAGAGCAUAUAGCUGGUUCUUCACCUUCCCUGACUCUGUACUCUGACAGGACCUGGGGCAGGGCCUCUUUAAGAACCCCAGAGAUAUUCUGUUUAAGUGGCUUCUGAGGGGGUGAACAGGAUUAUUACCUCCAAGUCUACCUCUGCUGUACCCAUCUUGUGGGGCUUUUCUUUCUCCCCUUCUGUGAGUUAAGAGCCUGGCCUUACCUUCUCCUUGCCUCUGAGUUCCUAUUUCCGGGUCCAUUUUCCUCUGAGCCCCAGAGGCUGGGGUAGAGUUGACUAUUGUUCAUCUUCUGAACAAAUCAUGAAUGUGAGGCAUGGGUGCUGAGCAGAACCCAGAGAAGGAACUUAUUAGAUGCUUUUUACAAGGACCUUCUCUUCUGCCAGCAUCAUAAGGGUGGGCUAGGUCAGGUGGAAAGGAGAAGGGGUGCACUGUCUUUUGCUGGGAGCUGUCUUAGGCUAUGAAAUAGGAGCAGAGAGACCUCUGCCUGCAGGGAAUGGUCCUGACUUGACCUGCCUGAGCCCUGGCCCAAGGUCCUUCCAUUGUGUGAUUAUGAGCCCACUUCUUGAAUAGGAGCCACAUUAACAAGACUUUUCUGGCACUGUUCCUCAAGGGCUGGAGGCCCUUCUCCUCCUCAGCCCCCACACGUCUCAGGGCUGCCUCCUCUGGCUGCACUCUUCAUGGUUGGACUUUGCAUUUGAAGCACUGUUGUACUCAAUGGGCAAUAAAGCCGCUUCGAUUUGGUUUCCUCAGUCAUCUCCCAA
Messenger RNA from Herpailurus yagouaroundi (jaguarundi), 5031 nucleotides. RefSeq names its product SEC31 homolog B, COPII component (gene SEC31B). Gene Ontology annotation, molecular function: protein binding; structural molecule activity. The transcript has 28 exons. The coding region runs from base 790 to 4044 and encodes 1084 amino acids. The record is from RefSeq and is a predicted model, not a curated record. Gene Ontology annotation, cellular component: endoplasmic reticulum exit site; COPII vesicle coat. Gene Ontology annotation, biological process: endoplasmic reticulum to Golgi vesicle-mediated transport; endoplasmic reticulum organization; COPII-coated vesicle cargo loading. Lineage: Eukaryota; Metazoa; Chordata; Mammalia; Carnivora; Felidae.